UUUUUCGCGAUUUUCGUCUUUUCUUUAGCCAAUGGACAGCCGUUUUCGCCGAAUAACUUCUUCUUAGUUCCGGUCAGUAUUCGAAACAACGAAUAUCUCUGAAACCUGUUUUCCCGCAGACAAUGGCCUCUUAUUCGCGACUUCUCUGCGACUCUCGUCUUCCGGGAACUCAUCGUCUUUGUCCACAAUUACCGCAAUCUCCGCAACAAAUGCCGUUUUUGUCUUCGAGUCCUGCCAUGACUUCGAUGACUUCAAUGCCUUUGAUGUCUUCUCCCGCCGGACACUCCGGGCCUCCGUUCCUGAUGUCCGCUCCUCCCGCUCCCGUUCGCCGCCAACGCCACUUCCACUUCCACCACAAUUACCCGACUUCGACCUCCGGUCACGCGAUGUCUCAUCCUUUGUCUCAUUCAAUGAAUUCAAUGAAUCAGAAAAAAGUGUUUUUGAUUCCCUAUUCGUCGUCUCCGUCGUCGUCCUCUUCGUCGUCCGGAACGACGCAAAAUGCCGUGAAUUUUAUUUUAGUUCCCGAAGAACUGUUGUCUCCUUCGGCUCCUUUGGACGCAAUGGACGACAAAAACAAAGACAACGAAGUGGAAGAAGAAGAAGACAUGAAAAUGAAAAAACGGGAAAAACGACGGAAAAAACCGAAACGAAAGAAAACUUCGGCGAAAAUCGUGAAAACGCAUGAAAAGCACGAAAAAGGAUUCGCCGUUCAGUCGACCGCCGAUGACGACUACCGAUCGGUUCGUUCGGGAAAAGAGUCGAAACACGAGGACUCGGAUCAGGAAUCGGAUUAAUAGGGAUUAAAAAGCUUCUGAAGAAGCGUUUGUUUGGAAUGUUUUUGAAUGGCUUUAAGGCUUUUUUUCGUUUGAUUUUUUCAGUCAUUUUUCGACUCCGACUGCGAAUCAUAUCCUCAAACAUACCGUUCCCUCAGUAUCCCCCCCCCUCUCUCUCGGCUGUCGGACUGCUGUAUGACUGCUGCACGCGCCCCAUAAGGGAGAGUCAGUCAAACCAGUCUAGAUCCGUGUGGGGGUGGACGGGGGAUCGCAAUCGCAAUCUGAGUCUUAGAGGAGAGGAAUCUCUCGUUUUGUUUCUUUGGUUUGGAUUUUGACUCUUGAUAUCCAUUCUCUCUUGAGUUGAGUUGAGUUUUGUUGAGUUCCGGCUCCAAUCAGAAGCAGAACUCACGGAACGCGUGAUUCACGACUUCGCCCACAAGUCGUGGGCGACGCGGCGGCGGAUAAUCGCAGUGUUGUGUUUGGGAGGACUGGGAGGCGAAAGUCACGAAAGAGUUUCAGAGAUUUCAGUAUUAGUCGAGUCUUUCAGUGCUUUAUUGCUCUAAAAAACAGUCGUUUUUAAAGUCAAACCAAACGGCAGUCAAAACACUGGAAAAUACAGUAAAAACUAUUAUAAGUCUUAGCACUGAAUAAAGUACUGAAAAUACACUCUGGAAUACACCCGCACCCGAAGGCACAGGCGUUCAACUGACUCUGGAAUGCCAUAAUUGCCUACAAAACGGCCGAAAAGGCUGUAAGGCUUUCCCAGACUUUACUGUCCGUUACGUCACACGCGCACAACAAACCAUCGCUUGAUUGGUUCAACCGUUUGAUGGGACGACACUGUAUACACGAUAUACUGACUGAAUGGGACGUCCAUUUGGGUUUGCCAUUCAACCAAUUCCUCCUCCGAGAGGACGUCCGUUCGUUUGGUAACUGAGAAGCUCUAUGUCUGAAGAGUGACUCCAAUAACGCACAGAAAAACAGUUUCAGUUGUUUUUGGUUUCUGUGUUCACAACAGAGACUACUGUUUCGCGACUACCGAAAGACCAAAGACUACCGAUUCCUACCACUAAACACCACUGACUACUGACUGAUCCAAUGGUCCAAAUGGACGAUCCUUCGCGUCUCUUCGACAAAUCGAAUGCCUUGAGAAACGCCACUCAUUUUCCGCCUCCUUUUUCGUCGCCAUUCGUCGCCUCCUUUUCCCCAUUGACGCCUCCUUUGCCGCUAUUAUCGCCUCUUUGGCUGCCAUGGCUCGCCAAUUGUCGUACACCACUUAUCGCGCCUCCCGUCGCCCACCACCACAACCACCACAACA
Molecule: messenger RNA, 2091 nt
Organism: Oppia nitens
Lineage: Eukaryota; Metazoa; Arthropoda; Arachnida; Sarcoptiformes; Oppiidae
Exons: 2
Coding region: 123-794 (223 amino acids)
Source: RefSeq, a predicted model, not a curated record